AUGAAAUAUAUUAUUGAACAUAUGGAAGAAGGCUUCAGUGAAUGGGUCGUUCUUGAGUACUCGCAGAUUUUGAAGGAUGUUGGAUCUGAGAAUCUAAUUCUUUCAUCGUUGCCAAAGAAUACAACAGAAAAGGAUAUCCCAGAAAGAUUACUGAAAUUAGGAUUACAAUGGACAACCGGUGAUUUGAAAGAAAUCACUAAAAAGUAUCCCAACUUACAACAAUUAGAGAAUGGAAGAGUAUGUUUAUUAGACCCAAGAGCCAGCACAGACUUACAGCCAGAAGAUGUGGAGAAAUUCGAUUAUUUUGUGUUUGGUGGUAUUCUGGGUGAUCAUCCACCAAGAGAUCGUACUACAGAGUUAGCCAUUGCUUAUCCAAAUCUGUUAAUAGGAAGAAGACUAGGUGACAAGCAAAUGACUACUGACACAGCAGUGAGAACUACUCAAAUCAUUGUUAAAGAUAAAAAAAAGUUUGAAGAUAUUGAGUUCAUCGACUAUCCAGAAUUCAGAUUCAGCAAGAAUGAAGCCACUGAAAUGCCUUUCAGAUAUGUAUUAGAUGCGCAAAAGAAGCCUAUCCUUCCAGAAGGUAUGUUAGAAUUGAUUAAACACGAUGCUGAACAAAGUAUCGAUGAUUUAUUUAUGUAA
Molecule: messenger RNA, 642 nt
Organism: Tetrapisispora phaffii CBS 4417
Lineage: Eukaryota; Fungi; Ascomycota; Saccharomycetes; Saccharomycetales; Saccharomycetaceae
Gene: SFM1
Product: protein-arginine N-methyltransferase SFM1
Exons: 1
Coding region: 1-642 (213 amino acids)
Biological process (GO): peptidyl-arginine methylation
Molecular function (GO): protein-arginine omega-N monomethyltransferase activity
Source: RefSeq, a predicted model, not a curated record